AGCCGUGGACGGACGGGCGCUCGGUCGUGGGGCCGGCCGGGCACUUCCUGUAGAGGCCGCAGCGGGCGCGGGCGCCGACGCCAACGGGCCGAGCGAGCGAGCGAGCGAGCCGAGCCUCCCGCCGCCGCCGAGCCGCCGCCAUGGGCCAGAACGACCUGAUGGGCACGGCCGAGGACUUCGCCGACCAGUUCCUGCGCGUGACCAAGCAGUACCUGCCGCACGUGGCACGCCUGUGCCUCAUCAGCACCUUCCUGGAGGAUGGGAUCCGCAUGUGGUUCCAGUGGGGCGAGCAGCGCGACUACAUUGACACCACCUGGGGCUGCGGCUACCUGCUGGCCUCCUGCUUUGUCUUCCUCAACCUGCUGGGCCAGCUGACUGGCUGCAUCCUGGUGCUGAGCAGGAACUUUGUGCAAUAUGCCUGUUUUGGGCUCUUCGGCAUCAUCGCACUACAGACCAUCGCCUACAGCAUCUUGUGGGACUUGAAGUUUCUGAUGAGGAACUUGGCUCUGGGUGGUGGGCUGCUGCUACUCCUGGCCGAGUCGCGCUCGGAGGGAAAGAGCAUGUUUGCAGGAGUCCCUACCAUGGGCGAGAGCUCACCAAAGCAGUACAUGCAGCUGGGUGGCCGUGUCCUGCUGGUGCUGAUGUUCAUGACGCUCCUGCACUUUGAUGCCAGUUUCUUCUCUAUCCUGCAGAACAUCGUGGGCACAGCACUGAUGAUCCUCGUGGCUGUGGGCUUUAAGACCAAGCUGGCUGCUUUGACGCUGGUAGUGUGGCUGUUUGCCAUCAAUGUCUACUUCAACGCCUUCUGGACCAUCCCUGUGUAUAAGCCCAUGCACGACUUCCUCAAGUACGACUUCUUCCAGACCAUGUCAGUCAUUGGGGGGCUGCUCCUGGUGGUGGCCCUGGGCCCGGGGGGUGUCUCCAUGGACGAGAAGAAGAAGGAGUGGUGACGGGCCUCCCCAGCCGGGCCGGAUGUGAACUGCGGUCCCAUCCCCCCUCCCCUGGUAAAGGCACAGAUGUUUGGAGAACUUUAUUUGCAGAGGCCUGACAAUUGAUGGUUCAGUCGAGGGCUGGCAGCUGGUGGGGUGCAUCUCCCUGCCCAGAUUGGGGCCCUGGCUCCCCAGGCUGUGGUUCUAGUUUUCUUUGGGGGGGGUUUAGGGGAGUGAUCCUGGGAGCAGAAACUGGGGUGCACCAUUUCAAAGUAGCCUCCUGCCUUGCCCUCCUCUCCUUAAGUUUACGUUUUUUUAGCUCAAACAAUUCAAUGAUUUGGGGCGGCCCCACCAGUAGUUGGGCGAGGGCCUGAAUAAGGGAUGAGACCCAGCAAGUCAGGGUGGCUCAAGGUGCCAUAUAUCAGAACCCAGCUCGGUGCCCACUGCCUCACGGGUUAACCCCUGGGGGUGCCGUAGUCUUGCUCUCAGCCCACUGGCCUGGAAGCUUAUCGGUGGCUCCCGUGCAGCAGACCCUGGGGUGCAGGGCAUUGAUUGGCGAGAGGUUCAGACUAGUUACCUCACACCUGGCCUUUUGGGGUGCCACCCCCUGGCUGCUGCUUGCUCAGACCCCGUCUGUUCCGCUGAAUGCAGCCCACAUUACUUUGUACGAUUUGUGAUGCCUUAGCGAUCGGAUCUGAAUCCUGUAUUUAAAGUUUUCUAACAUUGCCUUA
Molecule: messenger RNA, 1660 nt
Organism: Suncus etruscus (white-toothed pygmy shrew)
Lineage: Eukaryota; Metazoa; Chordata; Mammalia; Eulipotyphla; Soricidae
Gene: SURF4
Product: surfeit 4
Exons: 6
Coding region: 141-950 (269 amino acids)
Biological process (GO): Golgi organization
Cellular component (GO): endoplasmic reticulum; endoplasmic reticulum-Golgi intermediate compartment; membrane
Source: RefSeq, a predicted model, not a curated record